GACCAAAAACGAGGCGGUCUUUGUUCACUCCUUGGCGCACGCGGUCGACGACGCCGCCGUCUGCAACUAAAUCACGACCUUCAUUGCAUAUCUCCGGUGACUGAAAACCGUCGAGACUAGAGCUCGUAGCUAGUUCUGUUCGUUGUGUUUUGAUGAAAUUGGAGAUCGAUGGCAAGCCAUUCAGGUAGGGGAGCCCCUUCAAAUGGUACUAUAUAUGUUUCUAAUCUGCCUCCUGGAACAGAUGAAACUAUGAUGGCCGAAUAUUUUGGAACCAUUGGGUUGCUAAAGAAAGAUAAGCGAACUGGUCGGCCAAAGAUAUGGCUAUAUCGAGAUAAAGAAACAAAUGAACCAAAGGGAGAUGCUACGGUUACGUAUGAGGACCCACAUGCUGCUUCGGCUGCAGUUGACUGGUUUAACAACAAGGACUUUCAUGGUAGUACAAUUGAAGUUGCUAUAGCAGAGUCCAAGAGCAGUUAUGCAGCGGGAGAUCCAAAUGUUACUGGAGAUUUAGGCGGAUUGGAGGAAAAUUCUGGGGAUGUUAAUGGAGCUGCUGGAAGAGGUAGAGGCCGGGGAGAUGCUUCAGGGAAAGCAUGGCAGCAGGAAGGAGACUGGUUAUGUUCGAAUACAAGUUGUUCCAAUGUCAACUUUGCCUUUCGUGGCGUCUGUAACCGUUGUGGAACUCCCCGACCUACUGGCGCAUCUGGCAGUGGUGGAGGGGCUGGUGGCCGUGGGAGGGGUCGUGGUGCCCCUGACGCCCAGAAUCCUAGCCGGGCAGUUGGUGCUUCUAGUGGACUUUUUGGUCCCAAUGAUUGGCCUUGUCCUAUGUGUGGCAACAUCAAUUGGGCAAAGCGUACCAAGUGCAAUAUCUGCAACACCAAUAAACCUGGUCACAAUGAGGGUGGUGUGAGAGGAGGACGUGGUGGUGGUUAUAAAGAACUUGAUGAAGAAGAGAUAGAGGAAACUAGGCGACGUCGAAGGGAGGCUGAAGAGGAUGAUGGUGAGAUGUAUGAUGAGUUUGGAAAUCUCAAGAAGAAGUUUCGUGCCAAAACACAACAAGCUGAAGCUGGAAAAGCAGGUUCUGGGCGUGCUGGAUGGGAGGUUGAAGAACUUGGUGUGAUUGACAGAGAUGGAAUAGAGAAAAGCAGGGAAAGGGGAAGGGAACGGGAUGAUAGAGAAAGCAGCAGGAACAGAGGACGGGAUGAUAGAGAAAGGCGCCGGAGUCGAAGCAGGGAGAGGGACAGGGGAAAGGAUCGAGAUCGUGAUUAUGAUUAUGGUCGAGAUAGAGAUUAUGGACGGGAGAGGGACCGGGAUAGAGAUCGAAGCAGGUACCGUUACUGAGUAUGGAUGAAGCAAUUGCAAGUCCGUCGACCAACAUGCUUGAUUCAUUCUCUUUGAUUGCGAGGGUGCCAUAUGAAAGUUGAGCUGGCAUUAUUAUUGUGCUUGAAUACCAAGACUGCCUUCUUUUACUCUAGACUACUGGGAUUAGAUGAGUUUUUGGGAAUGUAUGAUCCUUGUCAUCAUUGCACAGUUCUUUUGUGAUAGUUAUUUUGGUCGUUCAGACUGCGAAAUACAAACCAUUUUUCCAACUUAAUUGUUAUCUCAUCAGAUUUCAAAUCUGAAUGUAUGUUUAUGUGAUUUCUUUCAAAUCGUGCUCGUUAUAAAAAUUUAAUACAUUU
Molecule: messenger RNA, 1676 nt
Organism: Rubroshorea leprosula
Lineage: Eukaryota; Viridiplantae; Streptophyta; Magnoliopsida; Malvales; Dipterocarpaceae
Source: the annotation of a GenBank genome assembly